Megalops cyprinoides (Indo-Pacific tarpon) is the source of this 1509-nucleotide messenger RNA. RefSeq names its product solute carrier family 7 member 6 opposite strand (gene slc7a6os). The transcript has 5 exons. The coding region runs from base 167 to 1153 and encodes 328 amino acids. Lineage: Eukaryota; Metazoa; Chordata; Actinopteri; Elopiformes; Megalopidae. Gene Ontology annotation, biological process: developmental process. The record is from RefSeq and is a predicted model, not a curated record.
UUUUGCCCUCAGUACCUGAUCCUGGAUCAGCUUGAACAAUUUAUACUAAAUGGUUGGGGAUACGAUCGGGGUUUGGCAAGCUGUUCUUAGGUCUGCUGUCUAGGGCAGAAAUUACUCCGAGCGGCUAACUUAGACGAGCUUCAAGCGGCAAGAACGAACCUAAAACAUGGAGCCUAGUUCCACAAUUCUCCGGGUGAAAAGAAAGCGGGGUACGGACCCUGCCGAUGCGCUUUUGCUGGCCUGUAAACGGAUCCGACCGGAGCCGACAGCACAGCCAGCGGGCGAACCUGCACCAGAGCCCGUCGAUGGGGAAAUCGAGAACACGGUCUUUAAACUCGUCGCAACUGUGGCAUCGCAGGAUGCUCCGGUACAGACACACGUCCGCGAGGCCCUAACACGCCCGCGAGUCGCCCACGCCCUGCGCCCGUCCGUUGGCAGCUCCCAGAGGAUCAUGGGGGAUCUGCGCAGCGCCAAGUGGACCGCCAGGCGGGAGGAGCGGUACCGGAUCCUGUCCAGCCAGCGGGCCGGGCUCCGCCUGGACUCCGGGGGCCGGGAGAGGGGGGAGAAGAGGAAGGAGGCCCGGGGGAAUGGACAGACAGACACCUGUGAUGAGUCCAUCCUCCAUGAUGUGCAGGUGUUCGACAUCGUGCAGGAGGAAGAGGAGGAGAAAACCUCUAUCCCGUCUGUGACCUCUGACCCGGAAACGAUCCUGUGUAACUCGGUGAAGCUGAUCCGAGAGAAGCUGAGCGUGUCGGGGGAUGGCGUGGGCUCCGAGCACAGGGAGAAGGAGGACGACUACGUGUAUGACCUUUACUACCAGGAGACUGUGACCCCCGGCUGGAUCCAGGACAUCCUGUCUGUCAGACCCUACAUGCAGGAGUGUGAGCUGGUGCCAGACGAGGACCCCAGAGAGGAAGAGGUGUACGAGGAUGAGGAUGAUGAGAACGAGGAAGGGAACUGGAGGAACGAUUACCCAGACGAGGAAGGCAGCGAGGAGGACGAGGAUUGGGAGGAACGCUACCUAGGGUACCGGGAGGACGAGCAGGGCUUUCCUCGGAGGACAUGGGAGAGGUACCAAAGAGACGUCAUGAGGGAGUACGGCGAGGAUGAUGAUGACAAUGAUGAAGAAGCUGGGGGUUUCAAUUCAGACUGACAGUUUGGCAUGUUGCUAGUGGAAAUUGUGAGACCACCAGGUCUGCAGGGGACAAAUUUAGCCCCUGUGUGUGUGUGUGUGUGUGUGUGUGUGUGUGUGUGUGUGUGUACGUGCUUAGAUCGAGGUUAUUUCACCAUGUGUAAAUGUUGAAUGUGUGUGCGUGCAUCUUAGUGUAAAGUGAAUUUGUGUGGACUGAGUUUGAUUCUGUAUGCAUAUGUGUAGGUGUGAAGUAUUUCUUUGUGUGUGUGUUGUGUUGAGUUCAAACAUAAUACCAGGCUUCCUGGGAAAGGUUGUAAUUGGUUGUGCUUGAGUGACAAAUGCUCUGAUUGGCUGUGUGGUGGCUGAAGGGGGUUAAA